AUGAGGCCUCCACAUCUUGCUGUAGAAUAUCUGCUCCUGCUUAUAGCACGCGAUGAAGGUACUCAAAAUCCCUGUUGUAGAAGAAAGAUUUCUUUCAACAAAUGUAAUUACUUUAACCCUAAAAGUGAAUUUGACACGGACUGGACUCUUGAUUUCUACGGGUUUCUAACUCCCGAGGAAUUCGAAAAUAGACUUAAGGAAAUCAAUUUUGCUGUCCGCAAUGUUCCACUAUUGAGCAGGAGAAUUAAAUCUUUUAGCGACUGGAGCUACGGCUUAACAACUGGGCUCAUGGCUUUAAUAAUUGCUGCCACUAGUUUCACGAGCGCUCAAAUCAUAAUUAAGGAAAUAUCGGAACGUCGUGCGAGAGAAUUCUCUGCUGUCUUAAAGCAAUUGUUCGAUCAAUAUAACGCUCGAGAUAACCCUACUGCGAACUGGAAGCUUGCGUGGCGUCCUGUUAUGACUCAUAUCGACAUUAAUAUGAAGGCAGGUACGAAUGGGUCCAUCUGUGGAAAAGCAGUUCCAAAAUUUUCCUCACAAGCACUACUAGUGAUCGAAAUUAAUGACGCGCUUUCGGAUCAUACGGCCCCGGCCGUCCAUUUUAAGAUUCCGCCUAAUGAUCUUCAAGAGAAAAUAAUGACAACAACAGUAGUCGAGCUACAGUAG
Molecule: messenger RNA, 663 nt
Organism: Acaulospora colombiana
Lineage: Eukaryota; Fungi; Glomeromycota; Glomeromycetes; Diversisporales; Acaulosporaceae
Source: the annotation of a GenBank genome assembly